AGGAGCUGGGCGCCGGUAGGGGGCGGGCCUUCCGGGACGAGGGCGCGUGGGUGCCGAAGGUCAGGUUCAGGGACUCUCUACUUGCUGCUGAAGACAUGUCUUCACUUUCAGAAUAUGCCUUGCGCAUGUCUCGUCUGAGUGCCCGCCUGUUUGGUGAAGUUGUCAGGCCCACUGAUUCCAAGUCCAUGAAAGUGGUGAAACUGUUUAGCGAGCUGCCUUUGGCCAAGAGGAAGGAGACUUAUGACUGGUAUCCAAAUCACAACACUUAUUUUGCACUCAUGGGAACACUCCGAUUUCUUGGCCUUUAUAGAGAUGAACAUCAGGAUUUUAGGGAUGAGCAAAGCCGUCUAAAGAAGCUUCGUGGCAAGGGAAAACCAAGGAAAGGAGAAGGGAAAAGAGCAGCAAAAAAGAAAUAGUGUUGGCCCAUUGAAAAAGAAAAUUUCUUCCUCAGUAACAAGAAGAAGAAAGCGUAUUCAUCAUCUUUCCACAUAAUAACAGAACACAAUCUUCCUAAGUGAAGGUUGUUUGGAGGAACACAUCAUCUGCAUGUUGGAGUCAAAUCCAGUUAAAUCCUGACUGGCUUUUUGAACACAUUCUAACUACAAAAUUAUUUUCACCUUA
This is a messenger RNA of Nycticebus coucang (slow loris), 621 nucleotides long. RefSeq names its product mitochondrial ribosomal protein S33 (gene MRPS33). Bases 96 to 416 code for a protein of 106 amino acids. The transcript has 3 exons. NCBI's taxonomy places the organism in Eukaryota, Metazoa, Chordata, Mammalia, Primates, Lorisidae. The record is from RefSeq and is a predicted model, not a curated record. Gene Ontology annotation, cellular component: mitochondrion.